AACUCAAGUGUUUUAAUUUAUUUUUAAAAUGCGUUGAUUGCUCUUGUGCACUGACCUCUAGUGGCAACAGUCAAAACCGUUUUUGUAUGAGUUAAAAUGCUUGUUUCUGUAAUUUUCUGAUAUUCCUCAAUUUGGAGUGAUAGGAUCAAAUACAACCAGCUAUGUUACAUUUUUAAAAGAUUUUAAUUGAAUAUCACUUUUUACUGUCUUGUUUUUGCAUUAACCGUUCAUCAGUGUGUUAUGUGACACAUCUUUCAUGUUAUUUUGACCAGUUGAUGCUUUCAAUAUCUAUCAAAAAAUGUGUUAAUUAUCAACUAUGGGCUUUUAUACAAUACUGCACGAAUAUGUAUCUUGGCUGACAUUAUAAUACAAGUAUGUUCAAUAAAAUAACCCAAUACAAAAAAAUGUUGUUACACUCCGAGUCGCUAGAGGCGCUAUUGUAAUUACCGUAGCAACAAAAGCGACAAGCAACGUUAAAUUAUUAAAAAGUGACUUCAGAAAAAUUACAGUUCGUUAUUUACAUAUUCACAACAACGAAUAACGCUUUAUUUAUCGUAAUAUUUCAUUUGAAACCUAUGAAAGCGACGUUUUUCCACCUACGUUGACUGCGCAACGCUCGCUAGCCAAGCUAACCACAAUUAGCCUCCUCAUGCUAGCUUCCCGUACGCGUCAAUGAAUGGCGGAAGGCGAGUGAAGGGAUCGAACAACAAUGCUCUCUAGUUACCUAACCGGAGUCAAAUUGAUGGAUUUUAUCUGUAGCAUCGGAAUACCUUAAAUGGACGUUUAUUCCUCGAAGUGAGUACGCUUAAUUGGAAGCGCAGCAUCGCGGGAAUCUCACGAGUUCCACAGCUUAGCAACCGCAGCUAACAUCGCUACACUGGAUUGUGUUGUUUUUAUUGACAAAAACUUGAGCGAUUUGUGAUUAAAUCCUUGAAAAAAAGUGGACAUACCUCUUUUAUGAAUCUGCGCCGAGAGAAAAGAGGCGUGAUGGCGUUUUUGGACUGACACUACCGUCUGUCCUCUGUAGGAGAGGCGACAAAGCUCAACAAAUCCGAGCGUUUUGCACGAAUCCCAAACUGGAGUAAGGUUCAAAUUACAUCCAUAACAUCCCCUUUUUUAAACGUCAUUGACGUUAUUUCCACUAAAUAAGAUGAUGGAAGAUGUUCCUCGCGAUGAGGAACAUUUGGAUCCGAUCAUGGCCUGUUGAAAGCAACUUGGGAAUAUUUACAAUCACACAUUUUAAGGACUUCUCGCAGAAAUCCAAACAUGUCUGCUGUCGGUGAGUUUGUUCCACCUCCGGAAUGUCCUGUUUUUGAGCCAAGUUGGGAGGAUUUCUCGGACCCUCUUGGGUUUAUCAACAAAAUCCGACCCAUCGCCGAGAAAACUGGCAUCUGCAAGAUCAGACCCCCGGAGGACUGGCAACCUCCGUUUGCUUGCGACGUGCGUCACUUCCGGUUUACGCCGAGAGUACAAAGAUUAAAUGAACUUGAGGCGCUUACUCGUGUGAAGCUGAACUUUCUGGAUCAAAUUGCAAAGUUUUGGGAGCUACAAGGGUCGAAGAUUCGUUUCCCACAUGUGGAGCGAAAGGUCCUGGAUCUCUAUCAACUCAGCAAGGUCGUGUCUUCCGAAGGUGGCUUUGAGACGGUGUGUAAAGAGAAGCGGUGGUCCAAAGUGAGCAGCCGAAUGGGUUUCCCACAAGGGAAAGGCACCGGCUCGCUUCUACGGUCUCACUAUGAGAGGAUCCUUUACCCCUAUGAGCUCUUCCAAUCUGGAGCCUCGCUCACUGGCCUCCAGCAACUAUACGAGGAGGGAGAUGACUGCGAGGAAGUGGACGAGGGAGUUGGCGAGGAGGCAGCAGAGGACGAUGACCAAGAGGAGGAUGAAAGGAAAGAUGCCGAGGUUGACACCGCGCAGACAAAAGAACGUCCUCUGGCGGAAAGACGCUCAAGGCGCCUUAAAUCGGAGAGGGAAAACAAAGAACCAAAAGGCCUCAAACUCUUUGGCGCCGCUCCCAAGAUGGUCGACCUUGAAAUUGUGCCGGCAGAUGACGGCUACCACAAGAAGCACCGUCACCUGAAAGCUCAAGCCUUCGCUAUCAAAAUGCGACCGCGCAAGGAGACGCUCGAAGUGAACUUCAUCGACCUCUACUUCUGCCUGAUGUGCGGACGGGGCGACGAGGAAGACCGCUUGCUGCUGUGCGACGGCUGCGACGACAGCUACCACACCUUCUGCCUGAUCCCGCCCUUGCACGACGUGCCGAAAGGCGACUGGCGCUGCCCCAAGUGUGUCGCGGAGGAGUGCAGUAAACCCAGAGAGGCGUUUGGUUUUGAGCAGGCUGUUAGGGAAUACUCGCUACAGAGCUUCGGGGAAAUGGCCGACCAGUUCAAGUCGGACUAUUUCAACAUGCCUGUCCAUAUGGUACCCACUGAGUUAGUGGAGAAAGAGUUUUGGCGCCUGGUUAGCAGCAUCGAAGAGGACGUCAUCGUGGAGUACGGGGCCGAUAUUAGCUCCAAGGACGUGGGUAGCGGUUUCCCAGUUAGGGAUGGCAAGAGGAGACUCCUAGGAGAUGAAGAGGAGUACGCCAACUCCGGCUGGAAUCUGAACAACAUGCCAGUUCUGGAGCAGUCGGUACUCACUCACAUCAACGUGGACAUAUCUGGCAUGAAAGUGCCUUGGCUCUACGUGGGCAUGUGUUUCUCCUCCUUCUGCUGGCACAUUGAAGACCACUGGAGUUACUCCAUUAAUUUCCUGCAUUGGGGAGAGCCCAAAACCUGGUAUGGCGUUCCGGCGUCAGCGGCAGAGCAGUUGGAGGCGGUCAUGAAAAAGUUGGCUCCGGAGCUGUUUCAAUCACAGCCGGACCUUCUCCAUCAACUGGUCACCAUCAUGAACCCUAACAUCCUUAUGGAGCAUGGUGUACCUGUGUACAGGACCAAUCAGUGUGCAGGAGAGUUUGUGGUUACCUUUCCACGAGCUUACCACAGCGGCUUUAACCAAGGCUACAAUUUCGCAGAAGCUGUUAACUUCUGCACUGCCGACUGGCUACCCAUGGGCCGUCAGUGCGUGGCUCACUACCGACGCCUGCGCCGCUACUGCGUCUUCUCGCACGACGAGCUGCUGUGCAAAAUGGCCGCCGAUCCGGAGAGCCUGGACGUGGAGCUAGCGGCAGCCGUCGUCAAGGAGAUGGGGGAAAUGAUGGACGAGGAGACUCGGCUGAGGAAGGCAAUCCAAGAAAUGGGGGUGCUGUCAUCCGAGCAGGAAGUGUUCGAGCUGGUCCAAGAUGACGAACGUCAGUGCCACAAGUGCAAGACUACCUGCUUCCUCUCCGCCCUCACUUGCUCCUGUUCCGAUCGUCUGGUUUGUCUUCAUCACGCGGAAGAUUUAUGCGACUGCCCUCUCAGCAACAAGUGCCUCAGGUAUCGCUAUGAUCUGGAAGAGUUUCCAGCUAUGCUCUACGGUGUGAAGAAUCGCGCACAGUCGUAUGACACGUGGGCGAAAAGGAUUAACGAGGCCUUGUCUGCAGAACAGAAGAACAAGAAAGAUCUAAUCGAGCUCAAGGUUUUGUUGGAGGAUGCGGAGGACAGGAAGUACCCCGAAAAUUUACUUUUCCGUCGCCUCAGAGAGAUGGUCAAAGAGGCGGAGACUUGCUCCUCUGUAGCUCAGAUGUUGCUAAGCCGCAAGCAGAGACACAGCACCCGGCUACGUUCUGAAAGCAGUCGGAGCCGCAGCAAGCUCACUGUGGAUGAGCUAAAGGGUUUCGUGGAGCAACUUUACAGGCUGCCUUGCAUUAUCAGCCAGGCCAGACAAGUCAAGGAGUUACUGGAGAAUGUAGAAGACUUCCACGAACGGGCCCAGAUGGCGCUUGCUGACGAACUGCCCGAUUCGUCCAAGUUGCAGGCCCUUUUGGACCUUGGUAGCGGCCUGGAUGUGGAGUUACCUGAGCUACCUCGUCUUAAACAAGAGCUCCAGCAGGCGCGCUGGCUCGAUGAGGUGCGCAUCACCCUGACGGAGCCUCACCGCGUCACCCUGGAACUGAUGAAGAGGCUAAUCGAUUCCGGGGUUGGUCUGGCGCCCCACCAUGCUGUUGAGAAGGCCAUGGCUGAACUGCAGGAGAUCCUUACGGUCUCGGAGAAAUGGGAAGACAAGGCCCGCGCUUGCUUGCAGGCUAGGCCCCGACACAGCAUGGUGACCUUGGAAAGUAUCGUCUUGGAGGCCAGGAAUAUUCCGGCAUACCUACCUAAUAUUUUGGCUCUACGAGAAGCUUUGCAAAAAGCGAAAGACUGGACUGCAAAAGUGGAUGCUAUUCAGACUGGUACUAGCUUCGCUUACCUGGAGCAACUGGAGACCCUUCUGGCUCGAGGUCGUUCCAUCCCGGUACGUCUCGAUCCACUGGCCCAGGUGGAGUCUCAGGUGGCUUCGGCAAGAGCCUGGAGGGAGAGGACCGGUCGCACAUUCCUGAAGAAAAACUCCACUUACACGCUACUACAGGUACUCAGUCCUCGCGUGGACAUCGGCGUGUACGGUAACAGCAAGAGCAAGCGCAAGCGAGUGCGUGAGCUCAUGGAGAAGGAGCGAGGAGGCUUCGACCCCGACGCCUUGAGCGACCUGGACGAAAACCUGGAGGAGGCGCGAGAACCCUCCGCCGUCGUUGCCGCUUUUAAAGCCAAAGAGCAAAAAGAGGUGGAGGCCAUCCACUCCUUACGCGCAGCCAACCUAGCCAAGAUGGCCAUGGCCGACCGCAUCGAGGAAGUUAAAUUCUGCCUCUGUCGGAAGACUGCCAGCGGCUUCAUGUUGCAGUGCGAGCUGUGCAAGGAUUGGUUCCACGGGGUGUGCGUACCCCUGCCCAAAACGGGAACGCAGAAAAAACUUGGCACUGGUUGGCAGAGCAAUAGCAAGGACUCCAAAUUUCUAUGCCCGCUGUGUCAACGGUCUAGGCGGCCGAGGUUAGAGACUAUCUUGUCUCUGCUGGUGUCGCUACAGAAGCUUCCAGUGCGGCUACCAGAAGGAGAAGCCCUCCAGUGUUUAACUGAGAGGGCAAUGAGCUGGCAGGAUCGGGCCCGUCGAGCUCUUGCCACGGAGGAACUGUCAUCCGCCCUCGCGAAGCUCUCCGUGUUGAGCCAGCGCAUGGUGGAGCAAGCUGCCCGAGAGAAGACUGAGAAGAUCAUAAACGCCGAGUUGCAGAAGGCUGCAGCCAACCCUGACUUGCAGGGUCACAUCCAGACCUUCCAGCAAUCAGGUUUCAGCAGAGCCACGUCACCUCGGCAGUCCGUGGACUAUGACGAUGAGGAGACAGACUCUGAUGAGGACAUCAGGGAGACGUACGGUUACGACAUGAAGGAUCCAGGGGAAGUGAAGCCUUACCUCUUCUGUGACGACGAGAUACCUGUAAAGUCCGAGGAAGUUGUUAGUCACAUGUGGCCGACUGCCACGCCUUCGUUCUGCGCUGAACACGCGUACUCCUCAGCUUCCAAGUCCGUUGUACAAAAUGUGGGAACGCCACGAAAGCAGCCCAGGAAGACACCACUGGUUCCUCGCAGUCUGGAACCACCAGUUUUGGAGCUGUCGCCGCAAGCUAAGGCUCAGCUGGAAGACCUGAUGAUGCUAGGUGACCUGCUGGAGGUGUCUCUGGAUGAGACUCAGCAUAUCUGGAGGAUCCUGCAGGCCACGCAUCCUCCUUUGGAGGAGAGGUUCCUGCAGGUUAUGGAGCCUGAUGACGGUCCAAUCGGAAAGUCUCUGAAAAUCAAGAUCAAAGAUUCCGAGAGGAAAAGGAAACGGAAGUUGGAGCGAGCCGAGCACCACCACCACCACAUGCUCAUGUCCUCCGCCGGUGGAGCCGGGACGCUAGGCGGCGUGCGGUCGUCCAAGUCCAAGGAACUGAAAAGGACCGGCCUAGAACUGGGACUCGGGGGCAAACCCAAGAAAAAGAAACUGAAACUCGGCCUGGACAAGAACCGAGAGAUGAAGCAGCUAGCUAAAAGGUUAGCCAAGGAGGAGAAAGAGCGGAAGAGGAAGGAGAAAGCAGCCGCCAAGGCCGAGGCUAUCAGGGAGGGGUUGGAGAAGCGAAAGGAGAAAAAAAUUCUGGACAUUCCCUCCAAGUACGAAUGGUCCGGAGCCGAAGACUCCAAUGACGAGAACGCCGUAUGCGCGGCUAAAAACUGCCAAAGACCGUGUAAAGACAAGGUGGACUGGGUGCAGUGCGACGGAGGCUGCGACGAGUGGUUCCACCAGGUGUGCGUGGGCGUCUCGUGCGAAAUGGCCGAAAAUGAAGACUACAUCUGCGUGGACUGCUCCCUAAAAGCCGCGGGAUCCCGCUCGGCCGAGGCGGAACCGGCCCAGGAAACCGUGGUGAUGCUAGCCACGCCGAACCUGCUAGCGACAACCGGCACGUCGUGGUCCCGCACCGCCGUGCAUCUAAACCCAGCAGAGGAACCUCACAACAGUUAGCGCUACGCUAGCCCUCAAAGACUAGCUCUAGAAACAUCCACCAGCUGCUUCCCGGACACUCCCUCGACAAUAACCGAUCACCAGUCCAACACAAAAAAACAAAUCUUCCUCCUGUUUAAGUACAAAAACCAGUUGUAACGUAGUGGAAUUAUUUAUAAUGUAUAUAGCUUGAAAGCAAUUAAAAUAAUGGUUCGUGGCUUUGUUUUGUUUUGUCACCUUUUAAUAAACUAUUCCUAG
Corythoichthys intestinalis (scribbled pipefish) is the source of this 6678-nucleotide messenger RNA. It is a transcript of the gene kdm5a, whose product is annotated as lysine demethylase 5A. Lineage: Eukaryota; Metazoa; Chordata; Actinopteri; Syngnathiformes; Syngnathidae. The coding region runs from base 1267 to 6441 and encodes 1724 amino acids. Gene Ontology annotation, cellular component: chromatin; nucleus. The transcript has 29 exons. Gene Ontology annotation, biological process: chromatin remodeling; regulation of DNA-templated transcription. Gene Ontology annotation, molecular function: DNA binding; histone H3K4me/H3K4me2/H3K4me3 demethylase activity. The record is from RefSeq and is a predicted model, not a curated record.